Nematostella vectensis (starlet sea anemone) is the source of this 4155-nucleotide messenger RNA. RefSeq names its product exocyst complex component 1. The coding region runs from base 124 to 2895 and encodes 923 amino acids. Gene Ontology annotation, biological process: exocytosis; Golgi to plasma membrane transport. The transcript is spliced from 26 exons. The record is from RefSeq and is a predicted model, not a curated record. Gene Ontology annotation, molecular function: phosphatidylinositol-4,5-bisphosphate binding. Gene Ontology annotation, cellular component: exocyst; plasma membrane. Lineage: Eukaryota; Metazoa; Cnidaria; Anthozoa; Actiniaria; Edwardsiidae.
GUCCGUGUAGGGCGUCAUAACAAUCAAGAUGGCGGCCGGGAAGUCGCCUCCGAUUUCCGUCCAAGAAAAAUUGCCAUGAAUUAAAGCUCCCUUUAGUCGGAUAUUGCCUCGUUUUUGCAUGCAAUGGCAGCAAUAAGGCAUAACCUCCAAAGAGAAGUGUUUAAACCGAGCGAUGAGAGGCUUUAUGCUGUAGUGAACGUCACCAAAGUCGGAAAGAAGAAGAAAGCAAGUUUCCUAUGCGCUGCCGUUACCAUCGACAAGCCUGAGACCGUAUCUUUUUACCAAGUGAAGAAAACCGACAAGGAAAGCUACAAAAAGCGAGCUACAUGGAGGUUGAGGGACCUAAAGAUUAUAGACGGCAAAGAUGGCGGCAAGGAGACCUGUGAGUUCGACCUUCAGUUUGAAAAGACAUAUAAAUGGAUAGCCAGCAGCCCAGCAGAAAAAUUGAACUUCAUUGGUGCAAUAUUCAAGCUGUGCCACAGAUACCCUACCCAGAGAAAACCAACAUUCAUCAAUGUGGAUAUGACUGUACUGGAAGAAAGCAUCCAUAGUGUUGAAAGUGUCCGCACAGGCCAGCAGCAGCACACUGGAGAAGGUGUCACAGUGGAAGAUUAUCAAGAGCUAAGCCAAGGAGAAGAGCAAGACCUUGAACACAUGAUGUCCCAGACUGAAAAUGCCAUAAGCAACAUAGAGACGUUCACAGACCAGCUUUCUAAAGACUUGUCUGUGCUAGAUGGGGCUAAUAUCUACUCUAUCAUGGCAUCAGAAGACCAAGUAACUAGCUUGAUGGAUUUGCUAGAGGCUGCACUGGUUGAGCUGGACAAGCUGGACACAAGACUAACUCACUACGAUGAUAAGCUUAGGACGGUACGGGAACACAUGGAACAGAUGGAGGACAAGGACAGGCACAUGGAGACAGAGAGCACAAACCGACAGAAAUUACUCAAACAAGUUGAGUUUUUGGUGAAUACUUUGGACAUCCCUGAGAGGCAUAUUAUCGCACUACAAGAGGGUGACUUAUCCAAAGGAUUGGCCGUCAAGGAAUGCACUAAUGCAGCCAUGGCUGUUCUUGAGGCCCUUCAGGCGGACCUCCCAAAAGGCCUUCAAGAGAUGAGUGCUGUAAAAGAACAACAAGAGCGCUAUAAGAAGGUUUGCCAAGGAUUUGCAUUACGCCUGAAGCACCAUCUUCUUGGUAUCUUCCCACAACAUGGUCUAGAUAGUGAGACGCCUGUUCGUUACUCCAGUGAAAUGCACCUUCCAAAGCACCUGAACUGCCACAAGGACUUGCUCCCAUACACUGGACUCAUGAAGUGGCUCAAAGUGGUUGAUCAAGAGCUCUUCAUGGACUUAUGUUUGGCGUACAUCCAGUCCCUUAACAAAGUGUAUGAGCGAGAGGUCAAGGAAUUCUUUGAGUCAGCCAAGCAGCGCCUUUCAACCAAGGGAGGCACUCGAUCGGCCAUUGCAACAUUUAAGAUGACUGUUGCAUCCCCUGCAAAAAGCCGAGAAGACACAGCAAGCCUUAGAUCCAGUCCUCGCCCCAGCCCGCGAGUAUCCACACAUCGCUUUGGCCGCCGUGACAGAAAAGACACUGGUGACUCUGGCUCUGAAACACGCUCACGAUCAGGUUCUAUUGGUUCAGUGGAUUCUGCCACAGAACCGCUAGAUAUACGAGGAAGGUUUGACAGGGUCUUUGACAUAUUACUUUCUGAGCUUGAGCCUGUGUGUACGUCGGAGCAGGAAUUCAUUCAGAAAUUUUUCGACCUCUCUGCGGAUGAGUUUGACGUUGCAGAUGCAGUCUCUGCAUCAGGAAGUGACACUUCAGAUGGUGCGUUGAUGAGUAAGACCAACAAACCAUCUCCUAUUGACUUUACUGACGUGAAAGAAAGAAAACAGCUGGACGAGGAAGUCAGAAGAAAAAAGAUGAUUGAACGACGUGAAGAAAUAAAGAAGGUGAUGCAAGGUCUGUUCAGUGUUUUGGAAGUGGAGUUGAACGCCUUCAUUCAGUUUGCUGAUAAACUGGACAGCUUUAAUACCAUGUACAUGCUUGUCCGUAUCGGGCAAUACGUCAUCUCAAACCAACUGUCAGGGGCUCCCGUGUCAUAUCUGAGCCAGCAGCUGGGGAACUGUCUCAUCGUGGUCAAGAGGCUUUUUGAUAAGUUUAUCGCAAACCUCAAGAAGCAAAUCGAAGAGGUCAGAAUUCAGAAGAACAAGAGAUGCGGCAUUUUACCAUUUGUUGCAAAAUUCGAGGAGUUUGCGGAAAUAUCAGAAGGGAUCUUCAAGAGUGCUGAACGGCGGACGGACCUGGAUCGAGCGUUCCAUCAGCUUAUCAAAGUGGUUUUUGAUAAUGUGGAGCGCGUGGCCGCAGAGCACGUGAAGAGUCCAAGGGCGGUGGUCACGCUUGAAAACUACCAUCAUUUGUUUCGGGUCUUGUCUCGGCUCAAGAUCUCGUGCCUUGAGAAUGAGCGGCGUGACGCCAAGCAGAAGUACAACGUCAGCCUGGAUGCCUACGUGCGCGAGAUGCUGGGAAGACCAAUGGAGAAACUCAAUAUAUUUUUCGAGGGAGUUCAGGAGCGUAUUACAGCAGGUGUGAAGGCAGAGGAGGUCGGCUAUCAAUUGGCAUUUAGCAAACAAGAGCUCAGAAAAUGCAUCAAGGAAUACCCUUCUAAAGAGGUGAAGAAAGGCCUUGAGCACCUCUACAAGAAAGUUGAAAAACAUCUUUGCGACGAAGAAAACUUGCUUCAGGUGGUGUGGCACAAUAUGCAGGAAGAGUUCAUUCAGCAGUACAAACACUUCGAAGACUUGAUUAGCAGAUGCUACCCGGGAUCAAUGAUCACGCUGGAAUUCACAAUCGACGAGGUGUUGCUGUUCUUCUCAAACAUCGCAAUCUCGCAUUGAAAGAGACCAUUAGGUCCCUAGCAUUUAACAGGAGCCUUGGAAAACAGUUAAAUAGGUGCCUAGCAUUUAGCAGGAGCCUUGGUAAACAGACCACUAGGUGCCUAGCAUUUAGCAGGAGCCUUGGUAAACAGACCACUAGGUGCCAAGGAUUUGACAAGAGCCUUGGUAAACAGACCACUAGGUGCCAAGGAAUUUACAAGAGCCUCUGUAAACAGACCACUAGGUGCCUAGGAUUUGAAAAAAGCCUCUGUAAACAGACCACUAGGUGCCAAGGAUUUGACAAAAGCCUUAGUAAACAGACCACUAGGUGCCUAGGAUUUGACAAGAGCCUUGGUAAACAGACCACUAGGUGCCAAGGAAUUUACAAGAGCCUCUGUAAACAGACCACUAGGUGCCUAGGAUUUGAAAAAAGCCUUAGUAAACAGACCACUAGGUGCCUAGGAUUUGACAAAAGCCUUGGUAAACAGACCACUAGGUGCCUAGGAUUUGACAAAAGCCUUGGUAAACAGACCAAUAGGUGCCUAGGAUUUGACAAGAGCCUUAGUAAACAGACCACUAGGUGCCUAGAAUUUGACAAAAGCCUUGGUAAACAGACCACUAGGUGCCUAGGAUUUGACAAAAGCCUUGGUAAACAGACCACUAGGUGCCUAGGAUUUGACAAAAGCCUUGGUAAACAGACCACUAGGUGCCUAGGAUUUGACAAGAGCCUAAAUAACCAGACUACCUUUUUCCCCAGAGUCACGACUUGAGGACUUGUCCUAAUUGAUUCAAAAUCAAAGCUAUCCAGAAAACUCUAUCUCUAUCUAUUGAGCUUGACACUGGACUAGAAUAAGACUCGUUAUUAGUUGUUGUGUUGUGUUGUGAUCUUACUCUAAUGCAUGCUGGUAAAUUACAAUCCUUCGAUAACGAGACAUUCAUAUCAAAAACAAUUCAUCAACUAGAUACCAAUUCCCUGUGAAAAGUAUAUUAUCUACAAGUAAAGAACGAACAGUUAAUCUGGUAACUCCUGUAAGAGUUUUGUAUCCUAACAUGUAACAGCGUAACAAUAUUCAAGCAUAACAUUAUAGUUGGCAUUUAUUUUAAACGAGUGCAAAAGUUUGUUUUCGGAAAUUUUGUUUUCGAUUUUCAAAUAUAAUUUAAAGUUCAAAUACACAUAUUGUUUGUAUAAAGCAAUUGGUCAUUGAAGGAAAUCUCUCCUAAAGGGGGUUCUUGUACCAAUUGAACAUACUAUUGUCAUAAAAUAAAACAGGACCAAUACUG